GGGCCGCGCGACGGAGUAAGAUGGCGCCAGCUGGCCGCGGGGAGCGGCGGGCUCCAGCGCGCUUCGUCUACGUGACCCGCUUCGGCUCGCACCAGUGUGGCUGCGUGUUGCAGCUAGGUGGCCCUCGAGCUUCCGGCCGCGGAUGGUCAAGGCCCGAGACCCGCGGCGGCCCAAAAGAGCCGCGGGAGGCGGCGGCGGGGUCCCUGAACGGCGGCGAGCUGCCCGCGGGUCCCGGGCGCAGGGUCCCCGCGGGCCGGGCCGGCAGCUCCCGGCUACGGGCGUCGAAUGCGCCAGGCCGCCCCGGCCCUGCAGGUGUCAUUCAGAAGGAUGCAGCUAAAAAGUUUGAUUUUCCUAUACAAGUGAAUGAAGCCUCCAAAAUAAUGAAAAAAAUGAAAAAGGUUUCAGUAUGGAACAGUGUAUACAAAGUCAUUUCUAGAAUGCUUGAAGAAAAUGAAAAAUAUAGACUCAGGCUGAAAUGCCAGAAGUUAUCUAGUGAAAACUCAGAUUACACAAGAUGAAUCUUAUGCUCAUCUUUUGGAUUAACCUAUCUUUGGAUUUAUUUACCAGUGAAGAUAAUGAAGAGUUUAAAGAUGGAAUGUUAAAUGGAAUCACAAUUAUUUGUUAACUUUGGUGUGAUUUUGGAAUUAGUAAUAUAAUAGUUCAGUGGAAAAACUAGCCUCUUUAUAAAUUAAUAGUAUUUUUUUUGCAAGCCGAUACAAUUUUUAAACAUUAUUAUCAUAUGCAUGCAAGUAUUAUUUUCAGAAUUAAUACUUUUAAAUUAAUCUUAAACAUAAAAUUUAAUUAGCAUAUAACACAAUUAUGUUUAUAAUUGGUAACUUUUACCUUUCAUUAGUAAGUCUGCAACUGCUACUUAUACAUCUCUUCUUUUAAGUGUAACUUUUAAAUUAAACUUGUAUUAAUUUAAAUUAUUUUUGGCUUCCUCCCUUUGUUUAAAAUUGUGAAGAGCAAUAAUUAUUUUGGGUGUUAAAACUAAACUAAUUAUUACUUAAGCUGUGCUUUCAUCCUAAGGAUAAUUAGCCUGUGUAUAUGUUUAUGAUAUGAAUAUAUUACAAUUGACUCUAUAAUGAUAUGGAGUAUUUUAGGAACAUUUUUGAGCAAAGAUCAGAGGAGAUGCCCUUCUCCAUGGCCAGACUCCUAAUUAAAAGAUACAUUAUUUUUAAAUCAUUGAGGGAGAACUUUAGAACUCUGAAACAAUUAUUUAGAAGUGUUUCCCAGUUUAGUUCUUUUAUUUUCCACCUAAUAUUAAGUAGUAAGUAAUGUUACAUUAAGCAGUGUUCUUGGUUUUUUUGCUGGCUUGGGAAUUUGGGAGGGAAAGACAAAAGAGGGUUUUCAAACCUUUUGUACACUACUUCUUUCCCUUGAGGUGGUAGGUCUUUUCCUUUAAUAAUCCAGAUGGGAACACGGAUUACAUCAGUUCCUCGUGGAAGCAUUGAGAGGUUGAGCUUCCUCAAUUUUCUUAUACUGGUGAUGCAAAAUGGGAACAUACAAAAUUAUCAUUAAACAAUAAAAGAUAUAAGCACUGUAAAAUAAUUCACAGUGUUGUUUCUUCCUCUACUUAUAACUUACUUACUUCAUAAAAGUCCAAUGGCCUAGGAUUUGAAGCAGCAUGUCUUCUGGUGAUUGUUUACCAAUCCACUUGUUUUUAGUUGAAGGACAUAUUGCCUGGGCACAUGGCCUAGGUCCUGCCUGUCACAUGAGGUCCACAGUUCCCCUGCACACAGAAACAUCUAACUUCUUUAAAGUGUGCUGAAUAAAUUAUUAGUAUGCUAAAUCCUUGAGUGAAGUUUCAAAUUUUAGCAUGUACAACUUAAAUGCAUUGCAAAAUGAGACAUGUUUCUAUUGUAAUUUAUGCUGCAUAAAGUUUUGUGGUGAAGUUUUAGGUUUCUUCAGUGUAGUUUUUAUUUAUGUGACUUGUGCAACUUGACAUAGUAAUAUAGUCUGUUUUAUCAGGUGUGCUAGUAUUCAUUAGAUUUACAGUAUGAAUCUAAUGCUGGGUACAAACUUAGUUUGUCUCACUGUUCUAGAACCAUGGAAUAAUGAACACUCUCACUGAAAUGAAUGCUUUAAAUAUUUUAAUUUUUGUUAAAUAAUUCCUGGUGAAAAUGUAUUGAAGUCUCUGUUUUCUUAAAUAUAAUAGGGCUUCUUUGAUGACAUGUUCAUUGUAUACUGUUGUUUAUUUAUGAUUCUAUAAUUCUAGCAAGGUUGAUGACUCUGAUACAUUAAAACCUCAGACUACUAUAUAGUCUUGGCUUCUCUUCAUCUGUAUUCCAAACUCUCUUUUCUGUGGCCUCCAUGAAUAGGAAUGUCCACUCAUUAAAUCCAUACCUAAUUCUUUAUUUCCUCUUAGACUAAAGGCAGCUUAUUUUAGCCCAGUAGUCUGGUCCUGUAGCCCUACAUUCUUAUAAAGGCAUCAUUAAACAUCAGAGAUUCUGCAUACAGAAGCUUAGGUAGCUUGAGUCGGUUAUCAACUUGUCCUCCUGAUGCAACCAGGAGAUGCAGUAAACAAAUGUGUGAGGUUGCUACUGGCAUAACAGUAGACUUGUAUACUUUAAAACAACAACAAAGCAUAGUAUAGUAAAUAUAUAAACCAUUAAAGUUUAUAAAGUGCAUAAUGUAUGUGCUAUACUUUACUAUAUUUUUUCUUUUGCAAUGCUAGGGAUCAAACCUAGGGCCAUAUGCAUGCCUGCAUGCACUCUACCACUAAGCUACAUCCCCAGCCCUGUGCUGAUUUUUAUAUGAUUGGUAGAACAAUAGGUUUGUUUAUACCAGCAUCAUCACAAACACUUGAAGAAUGCAUUGUGUUAGCAUGUCUGUGAUGUCACUGUUGUGUAUGAAAUUUGUUGUUGGCCAAGAUAUCAUUAUGUGAUGUAUGAUUUUAUUUUCAUGUUCUGUUUUGGAAUUUGUGGUAGAUGUUUUAUGCUUAGAUGUGCAGGGCAGGAAGAGGAGAAAAUGAAAGAUUUUAGUGAGUACAGAAUAGAGAAGAAAUAUGUCAAUAUUUCCAAUAAUCGUUCAGCCAUUUAUUUCAGAUAACUCAGAUGAUUUCAAAUGAACUUUGGAAUUAUGAGGAAAUAUCAGUGGGAUCUUCUAACACAGAAGUAACGGAAGGUUUUUUUUUUUUUUCCAUCUAAUGCAACAUGAAGAAAGGAUAACAUUUUAGAAAAGUCUUGAGUAAUCUAGGACCCUUCAGGAAACAGGUUUAUAAAACAGUAAAAGAAUAGUUUA
Messenger RNA from Ictidomys tridecemlineatus (thirteen-lined ground squirrel), 3243 nucleotides. It is a transcript of the gene C1H5orf47, whose product is annotated as chromosome 1 C5orf47 homolog. Lineage: Eukaryota; Metazoa; Chordata; Mammalia; Rodentia; Sciuridae. The record is from RefSeq and is a predicted model, not a curated record.